Messenger RNA from Phyllotreta striolata, 851 nucleotides. NCBI's taxonomy places the organism in Eukaryota, Metazoa, Arthropoda, Insecta, Coleoptera, Chrysomelidae. The record is from the annotation of a GenBank genome assembly.
UUGAAUAUAACCUAAAAUAUACUUGUGUUCUUAAGAAAAAGGAUUUUCUUUAUUUAAGUUGAAGACGAGUUGAUUUUAUAUAAUAAAAUGACCAUAAUGAGUGAAAACAUACAACUUGAAAGCGAAGAAGAAUCGAUCGGUGACAGCAGUGAAGCACCAGAAUCGAAGGACUCUCCCGAUGAACAGAGCGAUAAUGAAUUAGCAAACAGUGGUUGGGCGGAUGCAGUAUCGAAAAUUUUGAAGCAGAAACCCAAAAAGAAAUCCGUUGUAUUAGCAAAAGCCAAAAAAUUGAACGAUGUGAAAAAACCGAAAUCCCAAUCGUUGGAUUUUGAAAUCGAAGAAACAGAUGGUCGCAUAAAAGAUAAAGAAGAAGUCUCAAGUGAAGAUGAAGAAUCCCUAUCAGAAGAACCUGCUAAGAAAAAGAAAAGGGAACUACCAAAUUUAAGAGUAAAACCCAAUAUAUUGGAAAAAGACAGGGAAAGAUUAUUGCAGAAAAUAGCAACAAAAGGCGUGGUGCAAUUAUUUAAUGCAGUGAAAGCACAGCAGAAGGAUAUGAGUAAAAAAUUGGAAGAAGCUGGCCCAUUGGAAGUAAGGAGGGAAAAAGUGUUGAAAAAUAUCGAUAAAAAGACGUUUUUGAACGUAUUAAUGGGCGAAAAGUCGCAGCAAAUUGAAUCAGAUGUAGUUGAAUCGAAUAGAAAUCCAGAAAAUUCCACGUGGAGCGUUUUAAAAGAAGAUUUUAUGAUGGGCGCUAAAAUGAAAGACUGGGAUAAAGAACUAGAAGUUGAAAGUGAAAAUGAGACACAAAUUGAAUAAAAUAUUUGUUUUGCUUAUAUUUGAAAACAAUCUUUAUU